Messenger RNA from Lathyrus oleraceus (garden pea), 1595 nucleotides. RefSeq names its product magnesium-chelatase subunit ChlI, chloroplastic. The transcript is spliced from 3 exons. Gene Ontology annotation, molecular function: ATP hydrolysis activity; magnesium chelatase activity; ATP binding. Lineage: Eukaryota; Viridiplantae; Streptophyta; Magnoliopsida; Fabales; Fabaceae. Bases 196 to 1464 code for a protein of 422 amino acids. Gene Ontology annotation, biological process: chlorophyll biosynthetic process. Gene Ontology annotation, cellular component: chloroplast stroma. The record is from RefSeq and is a predicted model, not a curated record.
AAUAGCUUACUAAACACACACUCACAUAUUUGUGAACUACACCUUUACUAUCCAUCUUACCAAAAAGGAGAGAGAAUCUAUCUUCUUAUCCUGAUGGUUGGAAACCAAUAGAAAGCAUGCCAGCUGCCAUGACAAGUGAAUAAAACACUAACCUUAAUCUUAGCACAAACAAACUGUGUUUCUUCACCUUCACCUAUGGCUUCAACUACACUAGGCACUUCUUCAAUUGCGUUUCUUCCUUCACGCUACCUUUCUUCCCCUUCUUCCAACCCUUCCAUUCACACACUCUCUCUAUCCUCAGGGCAAAGCUGUGGUAGAAAGUUUUGUGGAGGAAUUGGAAUUAAUGGCACAAAGGGGAAGUCUCGGUUUCCUGUUGUCAAUGUUGCUACCGAAGUUAACUCUGUAGAACAGGGUCUGAAUACUAUUGCUAAAGAAAGCCAGAGGCCAGUGUAUCCUUUUGCUGCUAUAGUUGGACAGGAUGAGAUGAAGCUUUGCCUUCUCCUUAAUGUCAUCGAUCCUAAGAUUGGAGGUGUAAUGAUAAUGGGGGAUAGAGGAACAGGAAAGUCCACAACGGUUAGGUCAUUGGUCGAUUUACUUCCUGAAAUCAAGGUUGUUUUUGGUGAUCCUUACAAUUCAGACCCAGAAGAUCCAGAAGUGAUGGGAAUCGAAGUGCGAGACCGAGUAAUAAAAGGAGAGCAACUUUCCAUCGUGUUGAGCAAAAUUAACAUGGUUGAUUUACCUUUAGGAGCUACAGAAGAUAGGGUUUGUGGAACAAUUGAUAUCGAAAAAGCUCUCACGGAGGGUGUCAAGGCAUUUGAGCCUGGACUACUAGCUAAAGCUAAUAGAGGAAUCUUAUACGUCGAUGAAGUUAAUCUUUUGGAUGAUCAUUUAGUUGAUGUGUUGUUGGAUUCUGCUGCAUCAGGUUGGAACACAGUGGAGAGAGAGGGUAUCUCUAUCUCGCAUCCUGCUCGGUUUAUCCUAAUCGGUUCUGGAAAUCCUGAAGAAGGGGAGCUCAGGCCACAACUGCUUGAUAGGUUUGGAAUGCAUGCUCAAGUGGGGACUGUUAGAGACGCUGAACUGAGAGUGAAGAUUGUAGAAGAGAGAGCUAGGUUCGACAAAAACCCGAAGGAAUUUCGAGAGACUUACAAUGCCGAGCAAGAGAAGCUCACGGAACAAAUCACCUCAGCAAGGAGUUUACUUUCUUCAGUUCAAAUUGAUCAAGAUCUGAAAGUGAAAAUCUCGAGGGUGUGCGCAGAGUUGAACGUGGACGGAUUGAGAGGAGACAUUGUAUCAAAUAGAGCUGCUAAAGCUUUGGCUGCUUUGAAGGGAAGAGACAAAGUGAGUGUAGAGGAUAUUGCUACUGUCAUCCCUAACUGCUUGAGACACCGUCUUAGAAAGGAUCCUUUGGAGUCGAUAGACUCGGGUUUACUCGUCACCGAGAAAUUUUACGAAAUAUUCAGCUGAAGGUGAUAGAUAGAUAGAACAGUUUCUGAGUUCUGGUAUUUGUUUAGAAUGUAACCUUUCCUAUGGCGGAUAUUUAUUGUCUUUAAACAUGAGUAACAUUCGUAUACAAGAUAUUCUAAGCCUUUACUUCA